Messenger RNA from Spodoptera frugiperda (fall armyworm), 779 nucleotides. RefSeq lists its product as uncharacterized. The record is from RefSeq and is a predicted model, not a curated record. The transcript is spliced from 4 exons. Lineage: Eukaryota; Metazoa; Arthropoda; Insecta; Lepidoptera; Noctuidae. Bases 160 to 714 code for a protein of 184 amino acids.
GCUAAAGAAUAAUCCGACACAACGCGCACGUUACUUAGUGUACAAAGCAUUGUUUUCAGUGGCUUGUCUAUUAUUAUUUUUGCUUAAGUUAAUAUUGUGUUAGCUUACCUACCUACUUACCUACUUUUAUAGUUGUGUUGGGUAAAUAAAUAAACAAACAUGGUGUUCGAACUACCAAGAUACAAUAAAUGUUGUUGUUGCAUACCGUUGAAAAUCGGUGUGUUGCUCAUCGGAUAUUUUUCUAUUUUUAUGUCGUGUAUGACACUAGCUACCAUUUCAUGGACAAUCUUUACAGUUUCAAAAUUCGUAGACAAUCAUCAGAAUCAACCAAAUCCUGAGCAUCCACCAAGUGAAAUCAAGAAAGUGGCUUUGGGCCUGUACCUAACGUUUGCCUACUACUUAUUGGUGUUCCUGGUCAAUCUUGCCAUUAAUAUCGUGUUAAUUAUUGGAGCACAUAGGGAAAAGCCGAAUUACUUGAGGUUCUACUUCAGAGCAACAUUAUUAAUGUUCUGCCUGAGUAUCGCAUUGGUUAUUGUGACAUUCGUGUUUAUGGGAUUUAUAGCCACACUGCCCAUACUCAAGUGGUCCUUAACUCUCCUCGUGGUUAUGAUCAUAGUAAGAAGUUAUUACCUGGUCCUGGAGGACAGAGAGAAGCCGCCAGUUUAUGAACUGCAGCCUUACGUUCCUGUACAACAAGCGCCGCUGAUGGCUUAAUGAUUGACUUCUCAUUUUUGUAUUUUAAAAUAGUUUAGUAAUAUUAAAUAAAAUAAUAAUGUCUA